AAUUAUCUCUCUCCCCUUGCGACGAAGUCUUGUGGCGGAAGACAGCCCGAUGGCUGCUGCGUUGAUGCUCCCCAACUCACCAUUCAAACUAUCCCACAAUCAUCGACUCAGCUCCUCUUCUGCAGCAACACACAACCAACGUCUCCUGCCUCUUCGUGCUUCUCCGCAGCAGGAAUCCCCUCUAGAAGCUGUAUUGCCGGAACAAAAUGAGGGUAUCAAGAAGAGUGUGAAGGUGCUCAAGGACGCGGCCAAGACAAGAAAGGUUGGGUCCGAAGAAGUUCUCGCGGCGCUGUCUGUGAUAGAGAAAGCCAAACUCGAUCCUUCUGAGUUUCUUCAAACACUUGGUGGGACGGAGUCUCCUGGAAGGACAUGGAUGCUUGUCUUCACUGCCAAUGCCGGUUUAAAGAGUGGUGGGUACUUCCCUGUGACAGCAGUUCAACGGUUCGAUGCAGAUGCAAUGAGGAUCGAAAAUGGGGUAUACCUAGGCCCGCUGGGAUGCCUCACUUUUGAGGGAAGGUUCUCGUGGAAAAAGAGGAUCUUGGCCUUCAUUUUUGAAAACAUUCGCAUCAAAAUUGGACCUCUUGGUCCCCUUCAGAUCGGUCUAGGAAAUGAUAAGGACAGAGAGCCAGGAACGAAGGAUCCUUUCUUUAUAUGGUUCUACAUCGAUCAAGAAAUUGCUGUUGCUCGAGGGAGAGGUGGUGGAACUGCCUUCUGGUGUCGAUGUCGUCGUGUUUCUUAGAUUGUCUUUGAAUUUGCAACAUUAUUUCUUCUUCCCGUGUUCUACAACGAAGGCCAUAAAUGAAUUGGGAGAUGUGUUUCAUCUCACAGAAAUAAUAUGAUUACUUUCUCA
Messenger RNA from Nymphaea colorata (pocket water lily), 850 nucleotides. RefSeq lists its product as uncharacterized. Lineage: Eukaryota; Viridiplantae; Streptophyta; Magnoliopsida; Nymphaeales; Nymphaeaceae. The transcript has 4 exons. Bases 50 to 739 code for a protein of 229 amino acids. The record is from RefSeq and is a predicted model, not a curated record.